AUGCUAGAGGCUAACGGAACGGCUAUUUCUCCUGAGCCCGUUCCGCUAAAAUGGACGUUACGCCUUUUAUACAUCUUUGUGUUUGUCGUGGGCAUUGCUGGUAAUGUGAUCGUGUGUGCUGCGGUGUUGAAACGCAAGCGUCUUCGAACGAGUAACAACCUUUUUACUUUCAAUCUUGCUUGUGCUGACCUUAUCGUUGUAACGAUUUACGUCCCAACACAAAUGACCGCUUUCGAGAAUGAACACAACUGGGCCUUAGGAGACAUUGUGUGUCGGAUUGCCUAUAUCAUCAUUCCACUAUGUCUGUCGGCCUCUAUUGGUUCUUUACUGGCCAUAACAGUUAACCGUUACCGUGCUAUAACUUCCCCACUGACGGCAAAACUGACAGAGAGAGGAAUUCAGGGGAUUAUCACUAGCAUUUGGGUCACGUCUCUGGUCAUAGCUUUGCCAAUAAUUUUUGUAGCGGGAGAAGAAAGGAGUAGUAGCGGACAGGUGUACUGCUCAGAGCCAGGCUGGCCCGAAGAUUCAGUAAUUGAUAAUGUUUAUUGGAUCUCUAUUUUUUUUCUUCAGUACAUUACACCUCUUGUUUUUAUAUGCGUUCUAUCGACCAUUGCUGCUUGUAAACUUAGAAGUGACGUCCUGUUUAAUACAAAAAGGGAAUCUCUUGUCAUCACAAAGGCUGUGCGAAAGCGAAUGCAGCAAGGUACUAAAAUAACCAAAAUGCUUUUCGCACUCGUAAUUAUUUACGCCAUUUGUAUGCUGCCCCAGCAUGUUGUGUAUUUUUGGAUGGAAUUUGGAAAUCUUAACCAGAUGGAAUUCAAAAUGUAUAUAUUCAGGUUUUCGAAUGUAUUCCCCAUGGCAAACUGUGCGUUAAAUCCCAUCGCAUAUGGGACAUUGAAUAAGGAGUUCAAAAUGGUUUUCAAGGGUCUUUUGAAACGUAAAUGGAAUUACAAGUCUUCAAUUUGCUUCAGAUGGAAUGACGAUCAAUAUCGCGAGGAUAUUAUCGAAGAGAAAGACAAUUCAGUCAUCUCCCUAAAAGUGAUUUGACAUACACUGGCUGAGUUAUUGAAAAAGUUCGAAGGAAGUAAAAGUGUUCUUUAGCAAAAUGAAAACCUAUGGUUUCCAUUUCAUAUCUGGAACAUAAAUCGAAAAAUUACCAUGAUAAUCAGAUUUAUCAAGGUCUUAUGCGUAUCGACCACUAGAUUUUUCUUAGAACUCAAUAUAAGCCGAACAAUAAAUUUUAGCAUUUAGUUUUGUUGAGUGAUAUAUCACUUGAUCGAUCUUAAUUCGAUUUUAAUUGAAAUUUAGUACGAAAGCCAAGAUUAAGCAAAUCUUUUCAGCUGCGUUAGGGAUUGUACCUACAUAAGAGAGCUUUACUAAGGUAAAAUAACUGUGAUGAAUAGAAAUAACUUACCGCUGAGGAAAAGAGUUCAAAAAGUGUGUCUAUCGGUUACCAGCUGCUGUCGUUAUCUGCAGUCAAUGUGUACAAAUUGAAUGAAAACUUCAAAUUUUAAUGUUAUAUCUUUGGACCUCGAACACAUCACUAAGUGAGACAAUUUAUGCAAAGUUUAGAUGCAUUUGCAUAGUUAGUCAAAACAUUUCUUAUUACACAGUAUGUCCUUCCUAGAGCUGAAAACAAGUCCCUAGAGUUCAACUGCCAAAGUUAAAAGUCAUGGAGGUAGAUGAAAUAUCCUGAUAACUGAGUUUUGAUUUCGGUACUAAAUGUUGUUCGUUUUCUCAAGGCUAAAGGCUUAUUAGCAACAAAGUUUUCUCAUUUUCUUGUGGUAGAAGGAUUUGUCAUUAUAACUUAGCUUAGUGAUUUUCUCUUACAGUGCUGAGCGCGAAUAUUUUCCUAGAUGGUGGAACAGCUGCAAAUGGUUGAAAUAAAGCCAAUUGUUAAUGGUAUUGCUUUCGUUGUCUUAGUUUGAGAAAUCGCUCAGUGACCAUAAUGAGCUUGAAUUGCAAUAUGAAGCCAAAUCGUGCGGAGACCGUAAAUGAAACAUAUGUUAAUAAGGCAAAAAGAAAUAGGUGGUGCUCUAGGCGUCGGCCUCAGAACUUGAUGCCCUGUAUUGAAAUACUAAAGCCUCCAAUGCCUCUUAUUGUUUCGUGUAACAGUACUGUCGGUUCAUAUGAAAUUGAGAGAGAAAAUCAAGUCAAGAACAACUAUUUCAAGUUAUGAACGGAUACAAAAAUAAUUUGCUGAGGUAAACCUUUAAGGCACGGCAGCAGGUUCAGUAAUCGUUUAUUAUACUAAUUGUCAAUUAUUAACCAUUGAUUGUUUGAUAUAAAGGUUGUUCCUUAGGUAGUUUAUCACGAUAUCCAAUAUCAUUAGCGAUCACUAGGAGCCCCGAAGGUUAAAUGAGGGAGGGAAAACCAUUAAAAUGGUCUUUUCGCCUGGUCGAGAAAACACCACAUUCGUUUCAACCAAUUCCAUUUCGUCGUUCUCAUCGGACAAGAGUACAAACUUUGCAAUAACAAAAAAAAAAAACGUCCGUUGCUUGUAUUGGUUUUAAGCAAUUGCAUAAAUCGAACCAAAACUACUAUCCAAUCAUCUGCCAUUACCAUUUCCUCUGUUAAUCUAUACGCAUCGUUAUCGAACCACAAAAAAUCCCAACGCCAAUUCGUCUUGGCACUUCCAAGAUACCCUAUAACAAAAAGAGAAAACAUGACACAAAUACUUUCCAUUCAGAGCCAAUUAAAAUUAAUUUGCCGCAGUGAUUUGGAAUUGUAGUAAUUUUGGUGUCGUAAAUGUUUCUAAUUAGUCUGCGUCAAACGAGAAGGGUUAUGGCAGAACUAUUGCUUCCUGUCAUGUUUACCUUGAUGAGAAUGAAAGACAAGCCUAAGUGAUAAAGUGUUAAGUUUGACAUUUAUCGCCAGCCAAUGAAGAGAAAGGAAUUUUAAUUAAAAGAUGAGAAUAUUGCGAGGAUUGAUUUGAAAUGCUGGAAUUGUCUUUCUUAUUUGGGCCAGAAGAACGCAGACCGCAAGAGGAAUUCAGUCUAAUUGUGUGAACAAGACGUAUGUAUGGCUUGGGCGAAUUUUUAUCCAGACUCUAAACAGGACUUAGCAUGGAAACCUUUUCUGCACGGCGGAUGAAAGGUAAAUUCAAAUUUGAAAACAAAGAUAGAAAACUGACCACAGUGUCUUCGCCAGCUAAUUACUUGAAUACCUAGUUCUCUAGCCUAAAAAAAAGAAUUUAACUCCCAUAUUCCUGCUCUGGUAUACCCUGAGGCACAAUCAUUCCUUCCCAACACUAAACCAGCAUGUUGCCUAUAAACACAGAUCUACGCUGUGUGUUUUUUUAAAUCCCCUGUAGUUUCAAUUCACAUUUUAGUUUAGCGUCCACGCAGCUGUCUAACCACAGAAACUUGACAAGCUUUGUUAGUUAUUUACCAAACCAAGACAACCCGCACUGGUUGCAUAUCAUUUUACUCUACGAAAGUGAAACGAGGAUGUAAACUUUUCGUUAAGAAUCUGUGAACAUCUGCUCGGUCCAAAACAAAAGCUGCAAUUUAUUUCAUUCAAAGAAAUAUGAUAUCCGUAAGUUCUUAACACCCCGCAACGAAAACACACUUGUUAUCUCGCGGCAAGAAAUGAAACUCAUUAUCGUAAAUUUUGUCCAACAAGAGAUUGAAAAUCCCGAUACUUAACGUUCUUAUUUGAGAGUGUCAAAACAACACUUUUCAUGAACAUUCACCUGAAAUUUAAUACAGGUAUUAAGUUCCUUUGAUGAAACCUGUAAUCACUUAUUUCUCAAAACUGGUUUGGAAAAAAAGGUACAAAUUUUCGAUGAAAUCGUCAUCCGUACCCGGACUAAGACAUUGAGGUGCCUUGCAAUAAGAUGGCAAAUUUACAGCUGCCGCUGGCUAACUUGAAAAACACUUGUAGGUUAACGAUUACUAAGCUUUUUUGUGUGUAUCAUCAGCUUGAGCUAUCAAUCUUAAACUUCAAACAUUGACAGGUUGACAUGUCGUAGGGAGUUUUUUUAAUUUUGCAUACUUAUUACGAUACGGGUUAAAAUUAGAAUCUCUUCAAGUCUUCCCUGUAGCUUUUGUAAUGCGACCGAAGUAGGAAUCUAAUUGUGCCGGAAGAUAAAGCGUUUAAAUUCUAUUGAAAAGGUACGAUUCAAAUGUUUCAUUAUACUUUACAUUAGUUGGGUAUUAGAUGGUCGUCAAAAAGGCGCGAAUUCGCUCGCUCCUGCCUUCCCUGGGAUGCGUAUAGAUGUUUUUAAUCAAAACCAAACCAGUCGCCAAGAGUCAUUGAUAUUAGGAUCGAUAGAUCUAGCUCCGUAGCCUAAUUGCCAUAUUAGCGAGACACUUUGAAACCUGAACUCAGAGAAUUGUUUUCAAUAUUUUCUUUCAUCAAGAAAAAAGAUAUUGUAAAAUAGACAUUUUUUUUUCUAUCAGCAGUUAUAUAAAGGACAGUAACACUGGCCAUAGAAUUAUAUUUAUGGUUCAUUAUUUACAAACAGAACCUAAAAGAUAAGUUCAGUUUCAUUCAAGCGCCCGUAGUUCUUACUAGGUGGAUAUGACGAAUUGGACCGAACCAAUCAGAUUUGAGAAUUAAAAUAGACCAAGUUGAUUGUGACUUAAAUAAAAACACUGUGUUUAAUAAGCACAGUGUUUUCAUUGACAGGUGUAACAGCCGAGGAUAAAAACAAAAUAAGAAUUAAGACCUAUGCUGUUCUCGAAUCUGUGCAGAGACAACUCUGUGACAGGGUUCUUGUCAUAAGUUUCGCUGAAAUGAAAUUAUAAGUCGUCGAACAAAACCGAAAAAAAAUUAAAAAAUUUUCAUAUUUUUGUCGGUUCUGUGUAAAACAGGUACCGAAAAUUUAGAUAAGCUAUCACUUCCCACUGCUCCAAGUCAUGUUUUUCUUGAAACGAUGAAUUGCCAUGUAACGUAGGUGGAAAAUUUUGGGGGACCGUUCAGCGCCUUCUUUUACUAUGACUACCAAAGACAAGUGCAAUGAAUGUGACGUUCACAUUUAUUUAUGACCCAAAUAUCCACUACUUUUUAAGUGAAGCCGAAGAGUAGAAACUUCAAUUAAUGCUGACAUUUAUACAUAUUCAUGUAAUCACAAGGAGACAUAAUUUGCAUGAAAAAAGAUUGCUUGAACUUUCAUGUCCCUAUUUCGUCCCCGAAUGUAAUGCACGGAGGCAACACAAUCGACUUUCUAUGACUCAAAUUAAUUGACAAUUGCCUACAUAGCCUUAAAAGGGAAACGAUCUGGUUGGUAGGUUCUCAUCGAUCGAUUUUGCAAACUAUGAAAAAGUCUCUAUAAAGCAAAUAAUUUUAACUUUCUUUCACAAAAAGCUAUUAAAAAAUCACCAUAGACACAACAGAGAGCUCUUAUUCAUUAAUGAGUUUUCUUCAGUUUUCGUCAGCUGACCCCCUGCAAGCAUUCUCCAGUAGAAAGGUUAGUCUUUCUCCAUAUUCUUUCCCCUCCAUUUUCUACAAUAACUAAGGACAGAAUCGGCCGCGCCACGAUUGAUUAGUUAGCAAGCAAGUUAAGAUGAAGUGGCAAAAAUCAUUGAUCAUGACAGGUUUGUUAUGUAAAAUGACAACCGAACCUCAAGAAGAAAUUGUUUCUCACUGUCCUCGUCAAUGAAAAAUACACUUUAUCUAAAAGCUUGUAAUCAAUAACGUUAAGUGAUAAAUAUGCAAAGAACGGAAAGAUCUCCCCGACAACAUAUGGUUAUCAACGAAUUGAUCCCUGUUUAACAACCACGUUGAUUGACGAAAAACAAUGAGAUUCGUAUUUUUGAUCGAUUUACAAGUUUGCAAUAACAAAGCGUUGCGAUAAAGUUACGUUUAACGUGUAAUUUACCACAAAGAAGGAAGUUUUAGUCGAGCAAAUCUGAGAGGAUCAUAUUGUACAAGGGAGUGAUGAGGAUGAGUUAAAGCUCCUGGACUGAUACUGGAUACCUGGAAAAUAUGCUGCCGAACAACAGAAUAUCUUAGGGAGUUUAAUUCAAGAUCUUGUUUUCUGGUAUAAGAUUGAACAUUUUUCGAUAGUAAUUUUGAAAAGUUAGUGUUAAACGAUUACGCGGUAAAUACGGUGUGCAUAAACCUUAUUAGUUUUAUCUUCGCCUCCAUUGAGAGAAGCAUAAAGUGAGUUUGUUAACAAACGGGUUGGAAACAAAGCGUACAAAGUGAGGUACAUCUUAAUGCCUCAUAAACCCCCAACAACAGGACGAAAUUUGAGAGUACCAAUUUUUUUACUUUGUAUAAUGGUUUUGCAGUGUUACCUUUCAUAGCAUAAGCCUUUCAGAGAUUUGUCGCGACAUUUCGAGAGCCUACUGUGUUACGAGACAAAGUUACUUUUUCCUCAUUCCCAGCGCUCAACUUAUUAUUCUGUGCUGCGACAAGACGCCAGUGUAUUUUUCGAGAAAUACAGUCGAUCCGUCAUCUCUAACUCCCACUUCGAUGCAAAAACUUCAGAAAAAUGGGGACCAAGAAAUUCUUCUUUAGUCCGUAAAGACGUCGAGGUGGGGAGGAGCACAGAAAGGCGAAUAUGUAUAACUAAACUGAAAGAAAGAUACAUAUCAACGAUAAUUGUUGCUCCACGCAUGUAUGUGCGCUACUCACAGCAGAACGAAGAUCCAUAUGUUUUUCACCUUUUUACUCUUUAGAUUGGAAAGAAGAACCUCAGUCAGAACAGUGAUAGACAGCCGAUGAUUUUCCGGACUAUUUGUCGCCCAAUCAGGCUAGCUACACGCUAA
Pocillopora meandrina is the source of this 6719-nucleotide messenger RNA. Lineage: Eukaryota; Metazoa; Cnidaria; Anthozoa; Scleractinia; Pocilloporidae. The record is from the annotation of a GenBank genome assembly.